Molecule: messenger RNA, 2331 nt
Organism: Cotesia glomerata
Lineage: Eukaryota; Metazoa; Arthropoda; Insecta; Hymenoptera; Braconidae
Gene: Psn
Product: presenilin-1
Exons: 5
Coding region: 214-1692 (492 amino acids)
Biological process (GO): protein processing; negative regulation of apoptotic process; amyloid precursor protein catabolic process
Cellular component (GO): neuronal cell body; ciliary rootlet; cell surface
Molecular function (GO): aspartic endopeptidase activity, intramembrane cleaving
Source: RefSeq, a predicted model, not a curated record
UAUCCUGAGAUUUUUCUUAUAACUCGUAACCUAAAUAGAACUGUCAUCCACAAUUGACAGUUUCUUUAUUAUUUAAAAAAAGUAAAAUUAAUUUAUUAAUCUUAUAUAAUAAUGUUCAAUAUUGGAGUUUAAUUGUUGCUGCAUCAUCAAGUAUCAUUCAGGGAGGAGUAUUUUAUUGGGUAAAUAUUAUUUGUAAAGGAUUUAUGAAAAUUAAUGGAUGAGAGUAAUUACGAUUCUCCAGACGAAUAUACAAGCCUGAUGGACGCCCACGUAGCUGAGACACGAUCUGACAGCUCUGGACUGGUCAGUGAAAAGAGAAAACGUCGUGCAAAACCACCCACCAACUAUGAAGAUGGAAAUUUACCAGAAGUGCGCGUAGAAAAUCCAGGUUCAUCUGGAUUCUUCAGUAGUUCUAGAAAUGUUCCACCUCUCGGUCCAGGUGAUGAUCCAGAUAGCUACCAGCAAGAAGAGUUUGAAGAAGGUUUAAAAUAUGGAGCGACUCAUGUCAUUAAAUUAUUUGUUCCUGUGUCGUUGUGUAUGCUGGUAGUUGUAGCGACUAUCAGUUCCAUUACAUUUUAUACAAUGAAAGGAGAAUACUUAAUUUAUACACCAUUUCACGAUGAUGGAGCAGAUACUAGUACUAAAGUUUGGCAAGCAGCUGCCAAUGCAAUGAUUUUAAUGUUCGUAAUAAUUUGCAUGACUGUACUGCUAAUCGUUCUCUACAAAUACAAAUUUUAUAAAUUUAUCCAUGCCUGGUUGAUAAUGAGUUCAUUGAUGUUACUUUUUAUUUUUACGGCGCUAUAUUGCGAGGAAGUAUUAAAAGCUUACAAUAUUCCGAUGGAUUUGAUAACACUGGCAAUAGUUUUGUGGAAUUUUGGAGUCGUUGGAAUGAUAUGUAUUCAUUGGCAGGGUCCACUAGCCCUUCAACAAGCUUAUUUAAUAUUUAUUGCUGCUCUUAUGGCUUUAGUAUUUAUAAAAUACUUACCCGAGUGGACGGCGUGGUUUGUUUUGGCUGUUAUUAGUAUCUGGGACUUAAUUGCCGUUUUAACACCUAAUGGUCCACUGAGGGUGUUAGUAGAAAUGGCUCAAGAACGUAAUGAACCCAUUUUCCCAGCUCUCAUUUACUCUUCAACAAUAAUGUACAGUUUUACUAUAAGUUAUGCUGGAUACAUUGGAGCAGCAACGAUGGCCAAUGAUGAAUCUACUGCGGGAGAUAGUGUAAGGUCGCCAGCGAGAGCUCAAACAAGAAAUAAUACUGCAUCAGUAAGUGGAGAUGAGGCCGGAUUUACUAGAGACUGGGUAGAUCAUCAUGAUGAACGCAGCGCGCGGAGAGCUGAAGAAAUUAAUCGCACUGGAGAGUUAACUGGACGAGUAGAAGUACAACCUCAGCAGCAAUAUCAACGAAAUAUUCCUGACGAAGAACGUGGUGUUAAAUUAGGACUCGGUGAUUUUAUUUUUUACAGUGUUUUAGUUGGUAAAGCAUCAAGUUAUGGUGAUUGGAAUACGACAUUAGCUUGUUUUGUAGCUAUUCUUAUUGGACUUUGUUUAACACUUUUGUUACUUGCAAUUUUUCAAAAAGCUUUGCCAGCAUUACCUAUAUCAAUAACUUUUGGUUUGAUAUUUUACUUUGCUACUCGCGUAAUUGUUGCUCCUUUUGCCGAUAGUUUAGCAAGUGAACAAGUAUUUAUUUAGCUUUAAUUUUUAUAUAUACAAUAAGUAUAUAUAAAAAAGACUUAUUAAUUCCAAGACUUGUAAUUAAUUAAUUAUUUACAUUUAUGCAUAUGAAAACAUAUUUAAAAUUUUUUGAUUAAAUAUAAUUAUAAUUAACAAAUAAUUACUGAAUUUGCUCUGAUUAACUGUCAAACAGGGUUAAUAAUUUUUUUUAUAACAUUAAAAUAAGAAUUUAUUAAUGUUAUUUCCUUCGUUUAUAUACAUAAUGUCCAAUGUUUAUGAUCACAUUGUAAAAAAAAAGCAAUUGGAAGAGAUUAUUCCCGAUAUGAUGUUUUAUGAAGUAUACAGUAAAUAUUGUAUUUUUUUGCUAUUUAUACAUAACAAUACAUAUUAUAAUACAUAAAAGUUUACAUAUUAGCGCCGUUAUAAAACGCUGGGACUGACAGAUAUCAAAGAAUUGCACAGCCAUGGGAAUGAUUAUGAUAAUGCACUUGGUAUAAUUAGACCACAUAAUUACUAUUGAAAUUUAAUUUUAGUAAACAUUUUUGUUUUUACUUACUAAUGCUCAUAAUGGUUUAGGCGAGAUCAUUUCGAUUAGUAUUCUAGAGGUUUAUGAAAAAUUUAUAACAUUUUCAAAUAUAAUUCUUUUUUAAAGGUAAA